This is a messenger RNA of Polyodon spathula (Mississippi paddlefish), 1830 nucleotides long. RefSeq names its product ras-related protein ORAB-1-like. Lineage: Eukaryota; Metazoa; Chordata; Actinopteri; Acipenseriformes; Polyodontidae. The record is from RefSeq and is a predicted model, not a curated record. Gene Ontology annotation, molecular function: GTPase activity; GTP binding. The transcript is spliced from 6 exons. Bases 157 to 774 code for a protein of 205 amino acids.
CUAUUUCCUGGUUAGACAGCCAUUUUGGGUUUGAGACAACUAGCCUUUAGGUUUUUGGGGGAGUAGUUACUUUUAAUUUGACUGAACAGUUUCUAUUUGAAGUUCUUUAAAGCCAAGGGGAACAUCAUUUCUUAAGAAGAGGGAGUCUAAAGUGACAUGACAACAAUGAAUCCCGAAUAUGAUUAUUUAUUCAAGCUGCUUCUGAUUGGUGACUCCGGUGUGGGAAAGUCUUGCCUCCUUCUUCGGUUUGCAGAUGAUACAUACACAGAAAGCUACAUUAGCACAAUUGGCGUGGACUUUAAAAUAAGAACUAUAGAAUUAGAUGGAAAGACGAUCAAACUUCAAAUUUGGGACACAGCAGGGCAGGAAAGGUUCCGAACGAUCACAUCCAGUUACUACAGAGGAGCGCAUGGCAUUAUAGUUGUUUAUGAUGUUACAGACCAAGAGUCUUUCAACAACGUUAAACAGUGGCUACAGGAGAUUGACCGUUAUGCCAGUGAAAAUGUUAACAAGUUAUUGGUAGGGAACAAAUGUGACCUAACUACAAAGAAGGUUGUGGACUACACAACGGCAAAGGAAUUUGCAGACUCUCUCGGAAUUCCAUUUUUGGAAACUAGUGCAAAGAAUGCAACAAAUGUAGAACAAGCCUUCAUGACAAUGGCUGCGGAGAUUAAAAAACGAAUGGGCCCAGGAGCUACAGCUGGUGGAUCAGAGAAGUCCAAUGUUAAAAUCCAGAGCACUCCAGUCAAGCCUUCUUCUGGAGGCUGCUGCUAAGGUCCUCUUCGUCAUCUUUCCCAUAAAUCUAUGAUGUAAUAAGCCCAAGUGUAAGAAAAGUUGCCUGAAAUGUACUAUAUGUGGCCGCACUACUACAAAUUCUUCAAACAAGGUCAGCAAUUCAACAGUCAAUCCCUGGCUGUUUUUAUCCCCACAAUUCAAGACCGCUAACUUCAUUUUCAGAAUUUUUAAACCUUUGUGUGCUGGUUUAUAAAUAAUGUGUGUAAAUCUCAUUGCUUUACUUUACUACAGGACAGUUCUGUGGUUGGUUUAAAUAAAGUUUUUUGUUUUGAUGUUUAUAUUGGCAUGUUUAGCUGUCCAGUUAGGUCCUCCUCUGAAGAUGAAGUUCAGCCAUUUGCGCAACCAACAGCACAACAGUGUUUCACUGUCUAUGGCAUCAAUAGCGUUUAGUGAAAUAUGUUAUAUAUGUAAGAUCUGAUUUGCUAGUCCUUCUGUAGAGAAAGAAGUGGAAUAAAUUACAUUAUAUAAUUAGCAGUUUAACUUCAUAAUCUCUGCAUAUAAUUUGUGGCUGCAGACUAUUGUAAUUUGUUGCACAAUCUGUAACAUUAAACAACUGAAGAAAUGUUUAAUAAAUAUUGUACUUAUUGGAAUUACUAUACCAGACUGUAUGAUGAAACCAAUGGUUUGUAGAAUACAUUUUUUUUUUUUUUUUUUUUUUUUUUUUUUUUUUUUUAAUUUAUUCUACAUUUAUAUGGCAAAUAUAUAUUGUACCAGUAAUUUAGAUUCUGUUUUGCGAUCGGCUUUCACCUGUGGACGCCUGAUUACAAGUAGCAAUGUCAGAAUUGCUCUUAUAAAACACUAUUUAUUAUUUUAUUUUUUUUUUCAUUAUAAAGGCAACUGAAUUAAGUUUUAAUUGAGCUGGAACAUACUAAGAGCUAGGCUUUGUUAGUUUCUGAGCACUCUAUCAAACUUGAAUAUUGCAUGUAGAUUAACAUGGGUUCAUUUGCUAUAAUAAAUGUAUUGGAGCAGCUGGUCUUCAACUAGUUUAAAAUCCCUAUUAACUGUAUAUGUAAUAAAGGAAAAUAUGAAUGUGGA